Sabethes cyaneus is the source of this 808-nucleotide messenger RNA. RefSeq names its product pyroglutamyl-peptidase 1-like. The transcript is spliced from 2 exons. The record is from RefSeq and is a predicted model, not a curated record. Gene Ontology annotation, biological process: proteolysis. Lineage: Eukaryota; Metazoa; Arthropoda; Insecta; Diptera; Culicidae. The coding region runs from base 203 to 808 and encodes 201 amino acids.
AAUCAAUCUCGUAAAAGUAGAUAUAAUGUAAUCAAUUUGAAACAAAUCGUAACGCAAAAUUAGAAUCAAUUUAGCAGGUGACAAAUGCGAUCGAUUCUUGAACAUAGAUGAAAAAUUAUUUCCUACCCGAGUUUUAAUUGUUUCCUACUGAGUUUUAAUUAAAAAAGAAGGUUAAAAUAGUAGGUACCUGUAAGCGGAAAUCAUGUCCAGCAAAGUAAUCACGGUGACAAUGUUUAUUCCGGUCGAUGGAGAAGAACGCGCUGCCAACUGGAAGGCUGUUAAAUUGCUUCCCGCUGUGUACAGACUGGACAACGAGGAGUAUGCAGUAAAAAAGUUGCAGAUACCGGUUACCUACGCUGCGGUGGAUGAUGUUGUACCGAAAAUCUGGAGCGAAAAACCGACACUAGUCAUUCACAUUGGCUUCCACGAAAGUAUCGAAGCGGUGACCGUGGAAAAGUGUGCCUCUUCUUCGGGUUACCAUCGACUAGAUUUUGUCAACAAAUGUUUGCCGUGUGAUGAAAUUACAAUCAACAGCAGUGGGUCGAUAUUGGAAACGAAACUAGAUGUGCACACCAUUGCGGCCGAACUCUGUCUCAGUUGCUCAAACAAAAUGGACAGCUUUCUGUGCGAAUAUAUGUAUCUCAGAUCUUUGGACAUCGAUCCAAGUAGAACGCUCUUCAUUCACGUGCCGAAUGUUGUUGGGUCGUAUACUUCCGAAGAGACCAGGGACGUUCUGUACCAGGUGCUUGAUCGAUGUAUGAGACAACUAGAUACCAAGGAAAAACUUCAAUCAAAUUCGAAUAAAUAA